UUUCGCCUUUUAAUGGCCGAAGAAUUUUAGGAAUCGGCCUCUUCCACCUCUCCUAAAUUCUCUCGUUCGUCGAGGCGGAAUCUUUACUGCUGUGCUCCGCUGCGUACCAGGGUGGGAAUAAAACUUGACUUGCAGAAGAAGUCUGGUGCAACUUCUAGUACCCUUUAGAUAUCGACUGUAGUUUUGUUUGUUGGUGUGGGCAAGCCAAACAAACAGAAAGAAGUGUUGGGAGUCACAAAAUUGAGCAUGGCCAGCAAUCAUGAAAUUCAAGACAAAAAUGCACCUGCAAGUGUUUCAAGCUGUUAUGCCUUCAAGAGCCGACUGCAAGAGUAUUGUCAAAAAGCAGGGCUCACAACUCCCACUUACGAAACUAUCAAGGAAGGCCCUUCGCAUGAGCCUUCCUUCAGAACAACUGUCAUUGUGAACAACGUAAGAUAUGAUUCCCUACCUGGAUUUUUCAAUCGCAAGACAGCAGAGCAGUCGGCUGCAGAGGUCGCACUCAUAGAACUUUCCAAAUCUGUUGGCACAAAGUUUGGUAUAUCUGUACCAGUGCAUGAAACCGGCUUGUGCAAAAACUUGCUGCAAGAAUACGCGCAAAAGAUGAACUACGCCAUCCCCUUGUACGAGUGCCACAAAGAUGAGAAACGCGGCAAAGCACCAAUGUAUUCUUGCAGCGUCGACAUCGGGGGCAUCAAGUACAUCGGAGCUGCAACAACCACAAAGAAGGAAGCCGAAAUCAAAGCAGCGAGGACGGCAUUGUUAGCCAUCCAAUCUUCGGGCUCUAUCUCUGCAGAUCAAGCCGGCAGCUCCUCCGUCUACAGCGUAAUUCCACAGAAGAAGAAAGUGUCCGACCUGGGAAUCAGCGUUCAGGAGACUGCGGCCGCACUCAAGCCAAAGAAAGGCCGUUUCAAGAAGCAACAGCAGAAGAAGAAGCGGCGGAGCACGAAGAAAGAGAACGGCGUUCAAGCUACUACGACAAAUUUGGAGUCUAACGCGGGAUCAGGUGCGCCCGAUGGCGCGGGGAACUUCCAAAACGGCAAUACGGACGGUGGCGCUGAUGCGAAUGGACUGGCGGGAGCAGAAAAAGCGGAAGCAGAAGGCGAAUCGCUUUCCGCUGGGAGUUGUGAUGGCUGUGUAGAUAACUACAGAGAAGUGGAUAACUGAAAAAUGCAGCAGCCAUUGUUGUCUUCUUGUUCCUGUUCUUGAGGUAAGUUGUGAGGAUAUUUGAUUUGAUUUGAGAGAGAGAGAGACAGAAGUGGAUGGGUAGAUUUGUGAUUAUGAGCAUGAGAGACAUUAAUUGGUUGUAAGAAGGAAGGAAAUUGAAUAUGGGGUGGGGGGGAUGAAGAUUGUCAUAUGAUCCUUACUUGUAUUGAUUGGGAUUGGCAUUGUUAUUGGUUGGUUACUCCUACCCACAUUGAUUACUAUUGGGGUUCUCCUGUCCUUAUUCUUAUUAUUAUUUUAUUUUUAUAUUGUGGAAAUAACAUUUAAUACCUUGCAAAUUAAAUUAAAUUCAAGGA
Messenger RNA from Andrographis paniculata, 1517 nucleotides. RefSeq names its product double-stranded RNA-binding protein 1-like. The record is from RefSeq and is a predicted model, not a curated record. The transcript has 4 exons. The coding region runs from base 247 to 1164 and encodes 305 amino acids. Gene Ontology annotation, cellular component: nucleus. Gene Ontology annotation, molecular function: double-stranded RNA binding; ribonuclease III activity. Gene Ontology annotation, biological process: regulation of gene expression; rRNA processing. Lineage: Eukaryota; Viridiplantae; Streptophyta; Magnoliopsida; Lamiales; Acanthaceae.